AUGGUGUUAUGGAGUGAGGAAGCAGUUGAGGAGGAAGAAAGUUGGAGAGAAGAAGAAGGUAGUAGAUCUGGUGAUGCUAGUGUAGCUGAGGGGCUGGUUAGGUUGAGGAAGAGGUUCCAAGAACAGACUCCUCCUAAAAGAGGAAGAGCUACAAGGAGUCAGAAGAUGCAGUGUGAGGCUAAACUUGAAAGAGCCUUAAAAAAGAGUAAGAGAAAAAUUGUUGCAAAGGGAAAGAAAAAAGGAACACAAGAAUUAAAAAUCUACCUCUUCUAUCCCUGUAGAGAUUCUCCUAAAAGAGGAAUAGCUGCAAGGAGUCAGAAGAAGCAGUGUGAAUCUGAACUUGAAAGAGCCUUAAAAAAGAGUAAGAGAAAAGUUGUUGCAAAGGGAAAAAAGAAAGUGAGUGAGCCUGUUGAGGUAAUUGAGAUUGAAGAGAUGGACCUGGUCCUUCAUGAUGAUGACAAGGCAAAGGAGGUGGAGGUUGUGACUCCAAAGGAAAAGAAAAGAAAGACUUCUAAAAAGAAGUCUCCUUCAAAGACUGUUGAUGCAGAGCCUUCUACCUUGGCAAAAAGAACCAGGUAUGCCAUGAAAUCUUUGAAAGUGCAAGUAGUGGAGGAAGAAGAAAGUGAAGAAGAAGAAGAAGAAGAAGAAGAGGAAACUGAUGAAGAACAUGAUAAGAUGGUAAAGUUUGGCAAGAGAACAAUCUUGAAGGGUAGACUCCUCAGAGACUUGGAAGAGGAAUGA
Molecule: messenger RNA, 741 nt
Organism: Nicotiana tabacum (common tobacco)
Lineage: Eukaryota; Viridiplantae; Streptophyta; Magnoliopsida; Solanales; Solanaceae
Source: RefSeq, a predicted model, not a curated record